This is a messenger RNA of Parnassius mnemosyne (clouded apollo), 2055 nucleotides long. The record is from the annotation of a GenBank genome assembly. NCBI's taxonomy places the organism in Eukaryota, Metazoa, Arthropoda, Insecta, Lepidoptera, Papilionidae.
AUGUGCGCGAACUACGAGGGAUUUUUCAAGAAAUUCCACGAGACUAUUGACAACUGUAUGGACGAUGUGACGAGAAAUAAUUUCGCUAAUUUGGAAACCAAUUCAAAACGUGUCGCAUACUUAUGUAGCCUUCCUGCUAUAAAAUCAUACGAUCUCAGAAGUGAUAUUGAAAAAAGUGAAACAGGUGGCGAAUUUCCCGUAAAAAAAGACUUGGAAAAGGCGCGGCAAUUGAAAGAUGAAGGUAACAAAGCCGUGCAAAAGGGCGAUUGGGCUAAAGCUUUACAACUAUACAGCCAAAGUAUGGUGUUUGUACCUCGAAAAGAGACCGAAGAGCUUUCAAUUCUCUACGCAAAUCGAUCAGCCGCUCUAAGUCAUCUGGAACAGUAUGAAGAGACACUCUCCGACAUAAAACGCUGCCUGUCAUUGGGCUACCCUCGACAUCUAAGAUACAAGGUGUACGAACGAAAGGCGAGGACUUUGCUUGUGUUAAAAAGAAAUCAAGAAGCCAUAACUGCUUUUCAAAAUACCAUAAGUGCGCUUGAUGAAGCUGAAAGCCUCAACAAGGAGAAAAGGCAAAAAAUGCGAACAGAUGCUAAGCUUAUGUUGGAGAUAUUGAAUAAAGGUCUCACAUUAGCUGGUAACCCAAAAGAUCCAGAGCCAUUGAAAAAGACACCCCCAAAGCCAAAAUUGCCAGGAAAAAAUAAUCCUCAGUAUCCAGCCGCUUCUGAAGCCAUACAAAUAGAUUUUGACGAGAAAAAGGGACGAUAUGCAACGGCUACUAGAGAUAUACAGGCCGGAGAGACUUUGCUAAUUGAGAGACCUUUUAGCGGAGUACUCUUAGGAGAAUACUCUAGGACACAUUGUCAGAAUUGUUUCAUUAAAUGUUCUAUUCCACUGCCGUGCCCGAAUUGUCCAAAUGUCGUAUUCUGCAGCGAAAAAUGUUCGGAUACCGCCCAAAAAACUUAUCACAGCUACGAAUGCCAAAUUUUACCUCUGCUAUGGAAAUCAGGCUGCUCCGUUACUUGCCAUAUAGCUUUACGAAUGAUCACACAAAACAGAAAAGAAUACUUCAAUGAAAUCAGUGCUAAUAUUGACGAAAAACCAACCGGUGUCUACAAGACAAGCGAUUAUAGGAACAUCUAUCACUUAGUCGCUCACGAAGACGAGAGAACCAAGCAGGAUUUCUUACAUAGAUCUCAAAUGACAGUCUUCUUGGUAAAACUACUCGAGAUAAGCGGCUACUUCGAUGGAAAGCCAAGAGAAAAACCAGUGGAAAUCGACGAACUUAAAUCUAUGGGUGUUGAUGAAAAGCAUAACGAAGCAGUUGCAUUGAUUGGAGGCCUAGUAUUGAAAAAUCUGCAAAUCUUACAAUUUAAUGCACACGAAGUAUUUGAAUUGCAGUGCCCAAAACCAAGGGUUGGGAAAAAUAUUAUUAAGCAUAACGGGAAAUCGGUCUUUUUGGCUGGUGCUAUAUUUCCGACUCUUGCGUUAUUCAAUCAUUCAUGUGAUCCAAGUGUUGUAAGAUAUUUUUGCGGACCGUACAUCGUCGUGAAAGCUGUUAAAAACAUAAAGAAAGGGGAAGAAGUGGCCGAAAACUACGGUCCAAUCUUCACAACUGUGCCUAAAGAAAACCGGCAAGCAGAUUUAAAAGAACAGUAUUGGUUUGAUUGCACUUGUGUUCCUUGUCAGCAAAACUGGCCACUUUACGAGGAGAUGACAGAAAAUUAUAUGAGGUUUAAAUGCGAUUCAGACCGACCCUGUCCUAACGUGGUGGCGGUGCCCUACGACUGUCAAGAGUUUAUGAUAAAAUGCGGGCUAUGUGAACAACAUACCAACAUAUUGAAAGGACUUAAAUCUUUACAGGAUACAGACAUGAUGUACAAACUUGGCCGCGCAGCAAUGGAAGAAGGAAAAUAUGGUGAAGCAAUAAAGAAAUUUGUGGAAAUUUUAAAGUUGUAUGAUGCUACACUUGCACCACCCUACAAAUCAUAUUAUGACUGCAUUCAAGAUAUGAGACGUUGUAUGCUGGCUUUGGGCAACUACAGCAUUGUUUAA